Messenger RNA from Melanotaenia boesemani (Boeseman's rainbowfish), 674 nucleotides. RefSeq names its product protein PET100 homolog, mitochondrial. Gene Ontology annotation, biological process: mitochondrial respiratory chain complex IV assembly. The coding region runs from base 85 to 321 and encodes 78 amino acids. Lineage: Eukaryota; Metazoa; Chordata; Actinopteri; Atheriniformes; Melanotaeniidae. The transcript has 4 exons. The record is from RefSeq and is a predicted model, not a curated record. Gene Ontology annotation, cellular component: mitochondrial inner membrane; mitochondrion.
UAGAAACCCGGAAGUUGUCUGAAGGUCUUCGGUUAUGGGAGAUUAGGUAACUCUUUGCAGCAGCAGUGCAGUAUUUAGUUGAAAAUGGGUGUUAAAAUAGAGAUAUUUCGAAUGAUGCUGUAUCUGUCUUUUCCUGUGACCAUGUUUUGGAUCUCAAACCAAGCAGAGUACUUUGAGGAGUACAUAGUAAAGAGAAAGAGGGAAAUCUUCCCCCCCGAUGAAGAAAAACAGAGAAGAGAGUUGGAAGACUUCAAAGAACGAAUGCGUGUUCGAAAGGAGCAGCGAAUAUUGAAACAAUUGUCUGUGGGCUCUGAGAAUUAAGCAUCAUACUUUAAUUGAGCAACAUACUUUAAGGAAAGGCAUGACUUCUCAGCACCAUUGACAAAGGCAGUCAAUGUUGACUUCGCCUGAAGGAAGACCACAUUACACUGGAAAUGUCUGCAAUCUUCACACCUCCGAAAAGUGUGGAAUUUCUUGAUAUUUAUUGUGCCCAACUUGCCUGAUAUUUCAUGUAUUUAUAAGAUUUUUUUUCAUAAAAGACUUCUAAGUCAGAAUGCUUAUCAUUUUAUUUGAGUUGCUGUAAUGUCAUUGUCAUAACCCAAAUGUCUGAGCUGUUAUCAAAUAUAACUGGUUUAUUUUAUAAGGUGCAGUGCGUACAAAAUGUAUUGACAUUA